AUGGCGAAUUUAAGACAAACACCUUUGACAUGCAGUGGACACACGAGACCAGUUGUUCAUCUGGCAUUUUCAGACAUCACUGAUACUGGGUACUAUUUAAUUUCAGCGUGCAAAGAUGGAAAGCCCAUGUUGAGACAAGGUGACACUGGAGACUGGAUCGGUACAUUCGAAGGCCACAAAGGAGCUGUAUGGGGAGUUGACUUGAAUCGACAAGCCACUCGUGCAGCCUCUGGUGCCGCUGAUUUCAAUGCUAAAGUCUGGGACGCCAUCAAGGGCGAAGAAAUUCAUUCAUUUCAACACAACCAUAUUGUCAAGUCCGUCGGAUUUAGCACUGACUCUAACAAUCUUUGCACAGGCUCCAAUGAAAAACUACUCCGUAUUUUUGAUCUUAAUAAGCCUGACUCAUCACCCCAGGUUUUUUCUGGGCACACAAGCUUCAUAAAACAAGUAACCUUUUUCAAUGACAAUAAAUUAAUCGUAAGUUGUGCUGACGAUAAAACCCUGAGAGUAUGGGAUCGAAGCAACGGCCAAGAAGUAAGACGACUUGAUUUUCCGGCUCUUCCUAGUUCGAUGGAAGUUUCUAAAGAUGGAAAAAUAAUUACUACCACGCAUUCUAAUACCGUCUCGUUCUGGAAUAGCUUAGAUUUAACAAAAAUUCGUGAAUAUACAAUUCCAACUCAAGUAAACAGCGUGAGUUUGCAUCCAGAUUGUUCAAUGUUUGUUUGUGGCGGUGAAGAUUUAAAAAUGUACAAAUUCGAUUAUUCAACUGGUAUAGAAAUAGAAUCAUUCAAAGGACAUUUCGGACCAGUACAUUGCGUAAGAUUUUCUCCAGACGGUGAGUUAUACGCCAGCGGUUCAGAGGACGGAACUCUGAGACUCUGGCAGACGACUGUCGGAAAGACUUAUGGACUUUGGCGUUGCACCGACCAGACAACUACCAUCCAAGAAAAUUCCUCAGUUGUCAACAACAAACACGAAGUAUCUGCCAGCUAA
Molecule: messenger RNA, 993 nt
Organism: Cotesia congregata
Lineage: Eukaryota; Metazoa; Arthropoda; Insecta; Hymenoptera; Braconidae
Source: the annotation of a GenBank genome assembly